This is a messenger RNA of Plasmodium yoelii, 1065 nucleotides long. Its product is annotated as conserved Plasmodium protein, unknown function. NCBI's taxonomy places the organism in Eukaryota, Apicomplexa, Aconoidasida, Haemosporida, Plasmodiidae. The record is from RefSeq and is a predicted model, not a curated record. The transcript has a single exon. Bases 1 to 1065 code for a protein of 354 amino acids.
AUGGAUAAGCAAGCAUUGAGGAGACGAAAUAAAUUACUCAAAAAAAACAAAGAACGUAUGGAUAUUUUAAUGGGUAUAUCUAAAGCAACAGAAAUAGAAAAAGAUGAAGAAAAGAAAUUGAAAAUAGAAAAAAAUGAGAAUGCUGAUGAUAAUAAUAACCAAAAUAGUAAUGAUAAAAAACAAGAAAAUGAAAAAUUAAAAAACUCAAAUUUAAAUAUAAUGAAUGAAACAAAUACAUCUCCUGUGACAGUAUCCAAUUCAGACACAAUAAAUGAUAUCGACCUGAAUGCAAACCAUACAAAUGGAAAAGAAGAUAAAACGGAUGGGAAAGAGGAUAAAACGGAUGGGAACGAAGAUAAAACGGAUGAGAAAAAAACCGAUUUUAGCGAAAGCACAAGCCAAACAAAUGGGCAAGAAGAUAGUGAAAAAAAUAAAAUAAAAAAAAAUGAAAAUUGUUUAACUCAAAGUAAUGAUAAGAAAGAAAGAUCUAAUAUAAAAGAAAAAAAAAAUAAAGAUAUAGAUAAAACAAAAGAUAAUAAUAGUAAUUUAGAUAACAAUGAUACAAAAGAAAAUGAAAAUACAACACCAAUUAAAGUUGAUAGAAAAAAAAAAAUUCAAUUUUUUAUAUUAAUAAUAUGUUCUAUGUUAAUAAGCCUUUUAAAACGAAAAUUUUAUGAUAACAAAAAAAUUGUAUAUAUCGAUAAAUCCUUUAUAAAUAAAAAGAUGAUUUUUCGCUUUAUGAAUUCUAAAUUUUUUUUAAUUUUUUUUUCAUUUUUAUAUAAUUUAUUAUUUUCUCUUGUCGAUAUACGCUCAUAUCUUAAAAAAAAAAAUAUGACAAUAUAUGAUAUAGUAGAAAAUAUUAAAAAUAUAAGAAAUAAAUUCAAAAAUGAAUCUGAAGCUUUGUUUUUUCUUUUAAAUAAUGGAUCAACAUUUUCUAUUUUUUUCGUGAAUAUAAUCAAAUCAUAUAUAUUAUUUAUGUUUUUAACUCAUUUGUUUGAUGAUAUAUUUCAUAGUUAUUCUGUUUUUACAUCCACACCAAUUUUCCAAAAAGUAAAUACCAUAUAA